Pediculus humanus corporis (human body louse) is the source of this 1350-nucleotide messenger RNA. RefSeq lists its product as uncharacterized. NCBI's taxonomy places the organism in Eukaryota, Metazoa, Arthropoda, Insecta, Psocodea, Pediculidae. The coding region runs from base 1 to 1350 and encodes 449 amino acids. The record is from RefSeq and is a predicted model, not a curated record. Gene Ontology annotation, molecular function: acyltransferase activity, transferring groups other than amino-acyl groups. The transcript has 9 exons.
AUGAUAAUUGACACGAUUCGCAUUAUUUUUUUUUGUUUUUUUGUUUUAACCGUUACAGAUUUCGUAUGUCAAUUUUUACUUUCCUUUUCAAUAUUGUCAAAUUCUUCGAAAAUUUUAAGUGGGUCGACAUCAUCGGAAGAUUCAUUAAAUUCCGUACACGGCCUUAGAUUUUUAAGUUUUUCUUGGGUCGUACUGGUUCACACAUAUCUUCAAAUAUUCGCCAUAGGAGAAAAUAAAGGACUCAGAGCCGUGACGGAGAAAAAUUUUGCUUAUCAAUUAGUCGGAAAUGCAACUUAUUCCGUGGAUUCGUUUCUCGUGAUAAGCGGUUUACUCGUAUCAUAUUUAUUUUUUAAAAAUAAAACGUCGAAAAUAGAAAUCGAAAGUUUUUUAAAAAGUUUUGGAAAAUUUUUUACAUUAGUCCUGUAUAGAUUUGUCAGGCUGACUCCUGUAUACAUAACAGUACUCGGUAUCGUACACAUAACAAUGUCUUUUCUAAGGGAUCAAACUGUUUUUGAAACUCCUUUAAUAUUACAAUUAAAUUGUGAUACUUAUUGGUGGAGAAAUAUACUUUACGUAAAUAAUUUUUACCCCAGAAGAGAAAUGUGCAUGUUAUGGAGUUGGUACAUGGCAACCGAUACUCAAUUUUUCGUACUCAGCGUCAUUCUUCUCCUUUUGGCUAAAAGGUAUUUUAAAAUUUCCGUCGUUGUUCUCUUUACCCUUUUGGUAAGUUCUUGGUGUACAACUGCUUACAUUGCUUACACUUAUCAGUACCAAGUCAAAGUUCAAGAACCUUUUGCACUUUUUGAUGAACUUUACGAUAAACCUUGGACACGUAUAGGUCCAUACAUAAUUGGUAUGUGUGCCGGUUGGCUCCUUGCAGAAAAAAAAUGUCAAAUAAAAAUGCCAUGGAUUGUUGUCAUAUUGGGAUGGAUUUUAUCGAUCGGUGGUUUGUUCGGUUUAGUUUUUUGUAUAAGAAACGGUUUAGGGGUUGCAGAAUCAUCGAUUUAUGCUGCCCUGGGACACACGGUUUGGGGUUUAACCCUUGUUUGGAUUGUGAUAGCAUGUCGGUGCGGUUACGGAGGAUGGAUAAAUACGUUCCUAUCAUGGCCGGCAUUUCAUCCUUUUAGCAGACUGACUUAUUGUGCUUAUUUAGCACAUCCAAUAAUUAUGUUUUUGACUAAUUAUGUAAUGGAUGGUCCUUUUCACAUGCAUAACGGCGUCGUUAUGAUUGUGUUUUUAGGAAAUUUAAUUUCAUCUUAUAUCUUAUCAUUUGCCUUAUCACUCGCAUUCGAAGCACCAUUUAUGAGAUUAUUAAAAUUAAUUCUUUCACCUAAUCAAGAAAAAAGGUGA